UCACAUUGUUUGGUGAUCGCUCGUCGUAUUCGCAUCUCUCAUCGCAUAAUUCUUCCCUCACAUUUUACUGUCGUGACUCGAGUGGUGUUUUUUUGUGACUCUUGGCCAGUGUGUUGUGAAGUGUGCUAACCUGCUAAGGAUACCCCAUAUACAUCUUAUUUGGAUUAUUCUUCGUGUGUCCGCAGGAAACGGAAUUUAUUUAAAAAUGCAUCCGUCUUUCGCGGCCUUGGCUGGCCUGCUAAUAUUAAGCUGUUCCCUUGUGAUUAGAGCUGAUGACGUAAUUACGCGAAUAAAUGGUCUCCACGAUGGUGCAGACAUUAGACCCGAUCAGCCCGACGAUUCACCAUUCUGGUGGAUGAACAGUCGAUCACCCUUCAAGCGUGAGAGUGCCGGAUGUGCCAAUGGGUGUGCUCCAACCACCAAUGAACUCACCCUGUCUGCCAAUCCUUUCCUCAGUGGCAGAAUUGGGGCACCAGCGGGCUUUGCUGUUAAUCCAAUCUUCCCGGGAAGUCCUUCUGGAUCCCACAAUGGCUACCUCCCACCCAAAGCUCAGCCACCGCCAACUGUGCCCUGCCUUGGACAGGGACAAGUGUGUGUUGUGCGUCAUGCGUGUGCUAGUGGAUAUAUUCUUGCUGGUGAUGUUGCUGGACUUGCUCGUAGUCAGGAGUGCAACAUUGAAACUGAAGUAUGCUGCACAAUUCGUGUGCCAACAACCACAACACCACGUCCCACAACAACACGACUUCCGCCACCACCACCAACAAUUCCGUGCUUGGAGAAGAAUUACUUCUGUGUGGCUCCACAUGCCUGUCGCAAUGGUGUCAUCGUCUCGCAGAUGAAUCAACUCCAACCGGUUCGUGAAUGCUACCAACCUGAUGUAUGCUGCCGAUUUGCACAGGAGCCAAGUGAGACGGUCACAAGGCCAUCCGUUACACUGCCACCCUUCCCCAAGUUGCCAAAUGAGAUUUCCGACUCAACUGUGCUCACUGAUGAUGGCUACGUGAUUAAGGUACCGGAGAAUCAGUACCUGCCCCAGAGGGAACCAUCCCCAGAUUCGCAGAACCCUAUUGUGAUCCCAUAUCCAACAACCACGGGACGUCCAGUUCCAAGCCCAACAACCCCAGCUUACAUUCCUCCACCACCAUCAACCCCAAGGCCAUACGUGCCACCACCACAGCCAUCAACACCAAGGCCCUAUGUGCCACCAGUUGCUGUUAGCACAACACAGAGACCCAUCGUGAUCCCAUCCAGCACCCCUGCAUACCUUCCUCCAUACAAGGGUGACCAGUACAUCCCUCCAAUUGACAGAGAGGGUGAACCAUCCAACCCACAAUCCAACAACAUCCUCCCACCAACAACCAGACAACCCUUCAGGCCACCACCACAGCGUGGUGAGAAUCAACUGGCUGAACCCAUUGUCCCAAGUGCCUGCCCAGCUGCCAUGAACUGCACAGAAUACCAAUAUUGCGACACAAAGGGUGUCAUCUCCACCACCCCUGUCAUCCUCACGAAAGAUCAGGAACUCUUCCGUGUUCCCCUGACGGACUGUGUGGACCGCAAGAGGGGCUUCCAGGGCAAAUGCUGCCGUGAUCCCAACUACGUCGACCCAUGGCCCGUAGGUCAGCUUGGACAGUACAAUCCCCAAAUUCUCAAUGCCGCCUUCGACGAUGGCUCAUACCGGCCCGAGAAGUAUCGCACCCAGCAGACAGUCAAUACAGUGAUCCGCGGCCAGAGUCAACUCAGCCGUCCCAUUGCGUCUGGGGCAUCCAAUAUCAAUCGCCAGGUGCUCACGACACAGCAGACACAGCAGAUCAGCAAUAAUGUCUACGUCGACAAAGUUGCAGUCGGAGCGGGUGUUUGCGGCACGAGGCACCUGAAUACACAGCCACGUGGCGCUGGACCCCUGGAUACUGGCUUCGGUGAAUUCCCAUGGCAAGCAAUGGUUCUCCUGGAGACAAAUCGUUCCCUCCUCUGUGGCGGUGCCAUCAUUGAACGCGAUGUUGUUGUGACUGCGGCCCAUUGUGUCUCUGGACUGCAACCACGCACCGUGAUGAUCAAGGCUGGUGAAUGGCGUCUUGGUGUAGAUGAGGAGCCCAAAACAUUCCAAAUUGUCCGCGUAAAGGCCAUCACAUUCCAUCCUGCCUACAACCCCACGAAUCUCAAUUCAGACGUUGCUCUCUUGCAUCUGGAGGAGAAAUUGCGCUACGACACUCACAUCGGACCAAUUUGCAUCGAUGAUGAGUACGUGACAAGUGCCUCCACUACGGACUGCGUCACAACCGGAUGGGGCAAGGAAGUCCUUAGAAUUAACAUCCAGAAUGCUCUGAUGCACUCAGUUGGUGUACAAGUUCUGCCCGAUAGUGACUGCCAGGCAGCCCUCUCGGGAUACGGAUUCAGCUCUCAGACAAGCGUCUGUGCACGCCCACGAGCUGAUUCAUGCGAAACAGACGUUGGUAGUGCCCUGGCGUGCUCCAACGGCAAAGGAAGCUACGCCCUUCGUGGUAUCUAUUCCACAGAAACCGACUGUGCUAGCUCAAAUCAGAUCGUCACAUUCGCCCGCGUGGAUACUCAGUGGCUGCGACAGGCCCUGAGCUCUCCACAGCCCCAACCAACUCAGACUGUCCAAACCAUCCACUACGACUCACAACCAAAUAAUCCUCAACAAGUGAUAACGCAGGGUCCAGCGUACUUGCCACCACAUCGAAAGUAAAAUUUCAACACAAAAAAGAAUAAUUAAUUGAAAUUUUCCAUCCACUCUCUUCCCUGUCUCCUUACCCCCUUCUUUUAUUAUUUUUUUUUAAUUUUAAGGAGUCUAAGUUUAGAGUGUUUGUUUUAGGUACUACGCCGCAACCCUCUCUGUCUCAAUUUAGACCAUAAAUACACCAACAACACGAAAGAAACAAAUCGAAAGAAAACACUUUUACACGCUUAAACACAAAAAAAAGAAUCCAAGAAAAUACUCAAAAAAAUAUAUAAGCUCAAUACUCUCUUCUAUGGAGAUUUUGUAUCAACAUUGAUUUUAAGUUGCUUUAAAAUCUUUGGAAGAAAAUGCAAAAAAAAAACUUUGGAUGACACUCCUUGAACUUCUUUCAAUUUUAGAACAAAUUGCAAUGCGAAGAAGUUUUGAGGAUUUAUGGUGAAAAAAAAAUGAAAAGUAUUUCCUAAAUUUCAAAAAUGUUUUUUUUUAGCAAUAAGGACUUAUUAUUUAAAUUCUUCUUAAAUACUAUUUAAAGUAAUAAAAUAAAGAUAAAUAAAUACUAUAAA
Lutzomyia longipalpis is the source of this 3264-nucleotide messenger RNA. It is a transcript of the gene scaf, whose product is annotated as inactive serine protease scarface. Gene Ontology annotation, molecular function: serine-type endopeptidase activity. The coding region runs from base 206 to 2710 and encodes 834 amino acids. Lineage: Eukaryota; Metazoa; Arthropoda; Insecta; Diptera; Psychodidae. Gene Ontology annotation, biological process: proteolysis. The transcript has 7 exons. The record is from RefSeq and is a predicted model, not a curated record.